CUGCAUGUUAGGAAAGAAAACCAGCUUCUCUGAUCCAACUGGGAAUCAAACUCUAACUGGGACAGAUUCACCGAAUACCAGUUCUGUGGUUCUGCAGGUGAUGGCGUGACCCCCCCCCAGUGAUGGAGGGUGUUGCGGUGUGGUUCUUCCAGCUGUGGAUGUUUGUGGUUCUGUUCCUCAUCAUGUUACCCGCCAUGUUCGGCCUCUCUCUGGGGGUCACCGGGGUCUACAUCCAGGGCCUGGUCCACAUCCUGGAGUGGGCGACGCUCCGGAUCCAGAGGGAACGGGAGCAGCAGAGCGGCGUUCCCGAUCCUCUGCCCAACGGAAUCAUUGAGCGUGGAGGGGGCUCCAUGCAGGAGGGGGUGGGGCGCCUGCGGGGCGACGGCCCCCCGACGGGCGGUCUCUUCUCCCUCAGCGACGCUCUCUUCUUCUACCAAACGGGGCUGGAGAGCAUCGUGGACGAUACGGUGACUCAGCGCUUCUCCUCCGAGGAACUCAACUCCUGGAACCUGCUGACCAGAACCAACCAGAACUUCAGAUACAUCAGCCUGCGCCUCACGCUGUUCUGGGGGGUCGGGGUGUUCGUCCGCUACGGCCUGCUGCUGCCUUUCAGGGUCACUCUGGCUGUGAUUGGUCUCUCCUGGCUCGUCAUAGGAACCGUUCUGGUGGGGCUGCUGCCGGAGAGCAGUGUGAAGAACUGGCUGAGUGAACUCGUCCAUCUGACCUGUUACAGGGUCUGUGCCAGAGGACUGUCAGCCACCAUCCUGUACCACAACAAAGAGAAUCGCCCUCAGAAAGGAGGGAUCUGCGUGGCCAAUCACACGACGCCCAUUGAUAUCGUGAUCCUGGCCAACGACGGCUGCUACGCCAUGGUGGGUCAGGUUCACGGGGGUCUGAUGGGGGUCCUCCAGAGGUCCAUGUCCAGGUCCUGUCCUCACGUCUGGUUCGAGAGGUCGGAGAUGAAGGACCGCCACACCGUCACCAACAGGCUGAGAGCUCACGUUGCAGCGAGGACUAAACUCCCCAUCCUCAUAUUCCCUGAAGGAACGUGCGUCAACAACACGUCAGUGAUGAUGUUUAAGAAAGGAAGCUUUGAGAUCGGAGGGACCAUUUACCCGGUCGCAAUCAAGUACGACGCUCGCUUCGGAGACGCCUUCUGGAACAGCUCGAAAUACAACAUGGUGAGCUACGUGCUGAGGAUGAUGACCAGCUGGGCCAUCGUGGUGAACGUGUGGUACCUGCCCCCCAUGGAGAGACAGGAGGAGGAGGACGCAGCUCAGUUUGCUAACAGAGUGAAGUCUGCCAUCGCCCAGCAGGGGGGGCUGCUGGACCUGGACUGGGACGGGGGUCUGAAGAGAGGGAAGGUGAAGGACUCGUUCAGAGAGGAGCAGCAGAAACAGUACAGCAGCAUCAUCACAGCCACCAACCAAUGAGAGGAGAGGAACACACACCUCCACCACGAUCAACAAGACACCUGUAAACAAUCAACAUCUGAUCUCAUUGUGUUUAUUUACAUCCUCCUGAGAAACUUCCCAAGUAAUCAAUAACACUUUAAAAACAUGAAAACGUGAAAACGUACGAUGUGAGAGAUGAUCAUGUGACCGGAUGUUAGCGAUCUGACAGGGGUCACCAAAAAAUAUGCUUUCUUAUAUAUAUCUAAAAACGUAUGAACAAAUGCAGAGGUGUAAAGUAACCAAGGACAUUUACUCAAGUACAAGAGUACCCCAAACGGACCAAAUGAAAGCAUUCAGUCCUGAUGACCUCUGAACUCUGAAUGUCCCAAAGCUCUUCCCAGAGGAACAGGAAGUUGGACCAAAAGUCAAAUGAGAAACAGGAAGAGGUCAUGUUGUGCUUUCAUCAGACCGUCCUCCUGAUCAUUGUCUUGUUGGAGAAGCUUUUUCAAAUUAAGUCGGAAAGUCUUUUUUAAUUGUAUUUUACCAGGAAUAUUUCCAAAUAAUCUCGUUUCUAAAAAUUGUUUAAAAAGCAUUUUUUUUUGCAUGAAACAAAUCACAUAAAAGAAGAAAGCGUCUGACUUUAAAAAAAGAAACAGACAGAAACUCAGUCACAUAAAACCCCAAAACAUAUGAAUGAUUCCUCAGAGUUCAGUACGUCCACCUCAGAGUUCAGUACGUCCACGUCAGAGUUCAGUACGUCCACGUCAGAGUUCAGUACGUCCACGUCAGAGUUCAGUACGUCCACGUCAGAGUUCAGUACGUCCACCUCAGAGUUCAGUACGUCCACGUCAGAGUUCAGUACGUCCACGUCAGAGUUCAGUACGUCCACGUCAGAGUUCAGUACGUCCACGUCAGAGUUCAGUACGUCCACGUCAGAGUUCAGUACGUCCACGUCAGAGUUCAGUACGUCCACGUCAGAGUUCAGUACGUCCACGUCAGAGUUCAGUACGUCCACGUCAGAGUUCAGUACGUCCACGUCAGAGUUCAGUACGUCCACCUCAGAGUUCA
This is a messenger RNA of Trematomus bernacchii (emerald rockcod), 2462 nucleotides long. RefSeq names its product glycerol-3-phosphate acyltransferase 3-like. Gene Ontology annotation, biological process: triglyceride biosynthetic process. The coding region runs from base 123 to 1433 and encodes 436 amino acids. Gene Ontology annotation, molecular function: glycerol-3-phosphate O-acyltransferase activity. NCBI's taxonomy places the organism in Eukaryota, Metazoa, Chordata, Actinopteri, Perciformes, Nototheniidae. Gene Ontology annotation, cellular component: endoplasmic reticulum. The transcript has 13 exons. The record is from RefSeq and is a predicted model, not a curated record.